This is a messenger RNA of Alternaria atra, 1143 nucleotides long. RefSeq lists its product as uncharacterized. The coding region runs from base 1 to 1143 and encodes 380 amino acids. Gene Ontology annotation, molecular function: protein binding; histone H3K36 methyltransferase activity. Gene Ontology annotation, cellular component: chromatin; nucleus. Gene Ontology annotation, biological process: regulation of DNA-templated transcription. The record is from RefSeq and is a predicted model, not a curated record. The transcript has a single exon. NCBI's taxonomy places the organism in Eukaryota, Fungi, Ascomycota, Dothideomycetes, Pleosporales, Pleosporaceae.
AUGCCUCGACCAACACAGCAUGAAGUCUUCCACGCAAUCCAGGAUAAAGCGAAGCGUAGGCAAGAGGAAGGCACGGUCUUGACCCAAGCCGUUAUUACUAAAUAUUUGAAAGACUUAUACAACCCACGCUUGAGAGGUCGUUUAUACUUUUACGAUCAGGACAAAAACGGUCUGCCAAUCGCCAAAGUACCUACCUACAUAGUUAGUGGAAAGCAUUAUUGUUCCGUCGCUCUAGAAAAUGCCUUCAGUGCGGAAGACUGGCAAGACCAACUCAAGCCGCCAGGCUUCAUAGGCAAGGUCUGGCCGCCCAAAGUAAUUGAAGAUCUUAUUGGUAAUGUCGAUAAGACGGAAGAUUGUGUAAGAGAAUGUUACGUAUGCAACGAAGUAGAAGACGGUUUCUGCAGGUGUGGAUACAGCUCCUGGAAGGACUACUGGCCUGAGUACUGGCCUACCCAUCUAUUGUUACAAAGAGCCGGUGCUUGCGGUUACGGUGUUUUCGCGCGUAAAGUGAUUCAAGAUUCAACUGUUGUAGGGGAGUAUACAGGCCGCAUCAUACCUGUCAAGACCAACGGAGCCAGUGGAGAGGAUGCUUAUAGUACCAGGAUCUCGAUCGGUGGGUGUAAUACAAAACAAGAAUCACAGGCCACGGCUACGCUAGACGCACUUCAUACCGGGUCGAUAUUAAGGUUCAUCAAUCACUCUUGUAAUCCGAAUGCGCGAUUGCAUGAGUUUCAAUGUGGCAUGGAACGCCGGGUCAUUUAUGUGGUGGCAAUACGCGACAUUACCAUCAACGAGGAGCUAACGAUAGACUAUGGUCCAAAGUGGCUACAUAGUGAUUGUCUUUGUGGUAGUGCUGACUGCAGAAACCCACCUACAGGUCCCGAAGUGCUCGAUUUACCUAUGAGAGAUCUUAGUGAAGAUGAGACCACGGAUGUAUACGAGUAUGAGAGCCUUGUACUGGACGUUUCGGACUCAUCAGAAGAUGAUGUGAAGGCCGUCACUGACAACAGUGCCGAUGUGGAUUCAGAUACGGACGUUUGGGAUAUGGGCUACAGGUCUUCGGACCCGGAGUACGAAGAUCAGUCGGAGUAUGAAGAACAUUCCGAGGACGAGGAGCAUAAGCAGAAGAGGCGGACCUGCUAA